AAAAACUGGCAACAGGCAGCUCGCGUUUGGCGUUUCCUGUUUCACUGGUCUUUGAACUUGUUCGCCAUUUUGACGCAGCGCUGGGUGGUCGACACGUUGCUUCGAAGCGCGAAAAGAGUAAUAAUACAACAUCUGGAUAAAUUAUUAGUAGGCAAUGAGUGGGUCUGGGUCUCGUGUCUUCAUUGGCCGCUUGAGCCCUCAUGCCAGAGAAAGAGAUGUGGAGAAGUUUUUCAGGGGAUAUGGACGAAUCCGGGAAAUCAAUUUGAAGAAUGGAUUUGGCUUUGUGGAAUUUGAUGAUUACAGAGAUGCUGAUGAUGCUGUUUAUGAAUUGAAUGGCAAAGAAUUGUGCAAUGAAAGAGUCACCAUUGAGCAUGCUAGAUCCAGAAAAGGGAGAAAUUCUGGUCCUGGAAUGGGACGUUUUAACAGCUAUCGUUCUCCUCGCAGCAGUGGGUCCAGGUAUGGCCCUCCUGUGCGGACUGACCAUAGACUCAUUGUAGAGAACCUCUCUUCACGCAUUAGCUGGCAGGAUCUGAAGGACAUGAUGAGAAAAGCAGGUGAAGUUACUUUUGUGGAUGCUCACAGACCCACCAAAAAUGAAGGGGUGGUUGAGUUUGCUUCUCGCAGUGAUAUGAAGAAUGCCAUUGCAAAGUUUGAUGGAACAGAGCUGAAUGGCCGCAAGCUAAAGAUCUUUGAGGAUGGCAGAGGCCGGAGCAAGAGCCGCUCACGGUCCCGCAGCUAUUCCCGCUCAAAGAGCCGUUCUGGGAGUCGCAACCGUUCCAGGAGUCGUUCCAGAUCUGCCAGUCGUACUCCAGAAAAGAAGACGUCAGGUGGGGGCAAGAGCACAAACAGAUCUCCGUCCCGGUCCAAGUCCCGCUCCAAGUCCCGAUCAAAGUCCCGCUCCAAGUCACGAUCAAAGUCUCGCUCCAAGUCCCGCUCAAAGACCCACUCCAAGUCUCACUCCAAGUCCCGAUCAAAGUCCCGGUCCAAGUCCCGCUCACGUUCACCUGUUCCUGCUGAAAACAAACGGUCCCCUUCUCGAUCCCGCUCUCGUUCCCGCUCUGCCUCAGGAGAUAGCAAACACUAAGAUUUGUCCAGCUGUGGGUCAUGAUAGACUGAUAAUGCACACCAUAAGCCCAUAUGGUACCAUGUGAUUAUUAAUUUUUUCUUUUUUUAAUGGCAGUAAAUUACAUUUACAUGGCUUUCUUUGGUUUAAAAUUGGUGAGAAAUUUGCCACCCACAGUGGAUGUGCUUCCUUGGAAACGUUAUCUUGGGUUUCCUGUUAAAAUUAUUGCUUUUCCUUCUUGAGGAAGCAUUUUAUCUCCUGGAUAAAAGAUCAGUGGCGCAGUGAUGACAGCUUACAAGCUGUCUGCUGCUUGCGUGUUUCUGCUUAAAUAUGCAAAGCAAUUCAUUGUGGUUUCUUAAAAAUUUGACCUGUGAAACUGACAUUUUUAGUUUUUUGUAAUUAAGAUCUUGAUAUGGUUGCUUUUUAUUCCUGGGUUGUAGUUCGUUGGUGGUCCAAAUGCAAGCAAGCUGUUGUAUGUCUUUCAGCUGAACAAAAUGUUUAAAAACUGGUAUAGCUGAAUAAAACUUAAAUUUGUCAAGCUGCUUCUGUUCUGCAGUAAUUGUAAGCAAAUAAGAUUUAAAAAUUUA
Molecule: messenger RNA, 1650 nt
Organism: Thalassophryne amazonica
Lineage: Eukaryota; Metazoa; Chordata; Actinopteri; Batrachoidiformes; Batrachoididae
Gene: srsf5a
Product: serine and arginine rich splicing factor 5a
Exons: 8
Coding region: 155-1084 (309 amino acids)
Cellular component (GO): cytoplasm; ribonucleoprotein complex; nucleus
Molecular function (GO): mRNA binding
Source: RefSeq, a predicted model, not a curated record